AUGGCAAUUCAAACACUCGACUAUAGAGACUUUCAGUAUGGCGGUCAAGAGCAACACAGAACGUUUUGUCACAAUCUCUGUGAAACUUUGUCAACUUGGGGGUUUAUCAAAAUACAGAACACAUCUAUUCCAGACGCUGUCAUAGACGAGCUUUUUUCAUAUAACAAAAAAUUCUUUGCCUUGCCUGAACAUAUUAAACAAAAGGCACGUCACCCUGCAGCACCCAACCCGCAUCGUGGUUGGAGUGCUGUCGGACAAGAACAGCUAUCGAGAAUCGCUGGUUUCGAGAAAGACGAAGAAACCGACGGUUUCGUGCCUGAAUACCGAGAGUCUUUCGAUCAAGGUGCAGCCGAUGAUGAACUUUUUCCCAAUCGUUGGAUUGAUGAGGAUGACUUGCCCGGGUUUCGCAAAUUCAUGGAAAAUUAUUAUGAGAUGUGUUACAAUUUCCACACUCAGCUUCUUCGAGCAAUCUCAACCGGAUUGAGUCUUCCUGAGGAUCUUCUUUUGUCCAGACAUCAGACCGAUACAAGUGAGCUGCGGAUGAAUCACUACCCUGCCAUAGCUUGCGAGAACCUGAAAUUUGGAAUGAGAAUUGGUGAGCACUCAGACUUUGGAACCCUUACACUUUUGCUGCAGGACUCUACAGGCGGCCUACAAGUUGAGGAUCAGAAGAAAUUAGGCACCUUUAUCCCUGUGGAAUCGGACAGCAGAUACGAAGUUAUUGUCAACGUCGGUGACUGUCUACAACGCUGGACAAACAGGCGAUUACGAUCAGCAAAUCAUCGGGUGCAUCUGCCCGAAGGCAAAAACUUCAAGUCUGACGAAGUUUUGGCUGAUCGCUAUUCGGUUGCAUAUUUUGGCAAACCGGACAGAAACGUACUAGUUGACUCAUUUCCAGAGUUUUGCAGAGGUGGAGAAAGCAAGUACAACGAUCAUAUGAAUGCGCUAGAGUACAAUCAGACAAAACUUCUACGCACAUAUGCGUAG
Molecule: messenger RNA, 987 nt
Organism: Glarea lozoyensis ATCC 20868
Lineage: Eukaryota; Fungi; Ascomycota; Leotiomycetes; Helotiales; Helotiaceae
Product: Clavaminate synthase-like protein
Exons: 3
Coding region: 1-987 (328 amino acids)
Molecular function (GO): dioxygenase activity
Source: RefSeq, a predicted model, not a curated record